ACAUUUUAUUUAAGAGAUAAAUCAGACAAGAUGUUUAAGAAAUAUUUUAACGAUCUACCGAGAUGGACGUGAACUAUCGAUCUGUGAUAACAACAAACAAUAUUGAUUUGUAAUCAUAGCUAAUUAUCAUAACAAUAGAUACUAAUAAUAAUUUGAUGGUGAGUUAAUUAUGCCGCUGUGAUGUUUUUAACGCCGGUCAGGGCAAUGACGGCGGCGACUUUACUAGCUCAAUGUUAUCAAAAUCAAUCAAACAAUCUCGUCACAGUUUGCUGAUUCAUUGAGCUGUUUUCAAAAUUGUUUCAGGCAAGAUUUUUCAAAUGGUAUAAAAAGAAGAAAAUGGAUUUUUUCAUCAUUCACUUUUUGAUCUUAUAUAUUUACAUUCACAAACAGAAAGAAAUAAUAUCAACAAUGCCUCCGCUACCUUCAGAUUUCACUGACGUAACUUUGGCAAGAAACACAAGAACGAGAUUAGAUUUUGGAAUAACUGUAAAUGAUGUGAAAGGACCUGUUAAACGCCAAGCGGAAAGUCUCGAUUUAACUCCUACAAUGAAAAGAAAACGAUUUCAAUGCUUCACAUCAACACCCAAACCAGAAGUGACAACUCUUAGCCCAAUAUCCAGCAUCAUACAAGCUGUUGAUAAGCUGUCUACAGAAUCUGACCUUAUUGCAGACGGAUCACGUGUCAAUAUUCUACCCACAAUUCCAGGAAAGCAUAGCGAUCUUAGCGCCAUCUCACCGGAAACGAUGUCUGACGUCCUGGACGGCGUCUACGACAGCAGUGUGAACAAAGUAACGAUCAUAGAUUGCAGAUAUCCGUAUGAAUUCGAAGGCGGGCAUAUUAAGGGAGCUGUCAAUUUAUUUACUAAAGAAUCGAUAAAACAAUUCAUCCAAGAAACAGUGACGUCACCAACAAACAAUCAUGUUCUCAUUUUCCACUGCGAAUUUUCUUCUGAAAGAGGACCAAAAAUGUAUCGCCACUUAAGGGCUCUAGAUCGAGAUUUGAACAAAGACAACUACCCUCGACUCAACUUUCCCGAGAUUUAUCUCUUAGAAGGAGGUUAUAAAGCUUUCUUCAACACAAACAAUGAACAAUGUUUUCCCCAGUCGUACACACCAAUGCUCCACAAAGAACACAGAAAUGACUUAUGUCACUUCCGGGUAAAAUCAAAAUCGUGGUCAGCAGGCGACAAUCCACGCAGAUCCGCGAUUUCCGGUCCGGGACUUCGACUCCAAUUUUAACAAGUUGCCGUUUAAAAGAUUCUUCAGUACUGGACUACAUGCAGUUUUGAAUAUUCCAAGUAGAUGUAUUCUUGACAUUUCGGGGACCGGGGGAUAACUUUUAAAUGCAACGACAGAACGAAAAAUUUCCAAAAGUGCUAGAGAUAUUAUUGACUGUGAUAACGUUUACUGGUUGUUUGUUGUUUCAUAUACCGGACCUUGACCUUUAUGUACCGGAAACGGAUGGACUGCACGAGAAAAACAAAUGAAUAAAAACAUGACAUAAUCUCAGAUAUCUUCUGCUUGAUAUUGCUAAUGUUUUUGAUUUUGUUACCUUUUUUAUUUUGUUUGUUGUUUGUUAUUGUUAUAUAUUUGUUAAAGAAAAAUAAAUGAAGUGAUUCAACUAACUGUUCUUAGCAUUUUGUCACUGUUGUGUUAGUUUCAAAAAUAUCUUUCAUACUUAGAAACAUUUCCAUCUAAUUAUCUGAUGUCCCAUUUACUCUUAAGGUUUUUCCCGCACCUUUUUUAAGCCAGUCGCCGACCAUAUACAAAACGAUAACCUGACGAUUUGAAUGGAUUACAAAUGGUGUAUUUUAUUGGAAGGCAGGCAACUUUUACUGCAUAUACUUAGAUCUAUAUGACCUUUGACUUUACAAA
Messenger RNA from Ruditapes philippinarum (Manila clam), 1875 nucleotides. RefSeq names its product M-phase inducer phosphatase 1-like. NCBI's taxonomy places the organism in Eukaryota, Metazoa, Mollusca, Bivalvia, Venerida, Veneridae. Gene Ontology annotation, molecular function: protein tyrosine phosphatase activity. Gene Ontology annotation, biological process: positive regulation of G2/M transition of mitotic cell cycle; positive regulation of G2/MI transition of meiotic cell cycle; G2/M transition of mitotic cell cycle. Gene Ontology annotation, cellular component: nucleus; cytoplasm. The transcript has 5 exons. The record is from RefSeq and is a predicted model, not a curated record. Bases 337 to 1239 code for a protein of 300 amino acids.